This is a messenger RNA of Vigna radiata var. radiata (mung bean), 1983 nucleotides long. RefSeq lists its product as uncharacterized. Gene Ontology annotation, biological process: proteolysis. Gene Ontology annotation, molecular function: cysteine-type peptidase activity. The record is from RefSeq and is a predicted model, not a curated record. The transcript is spliced from 10 exons. The coding region runs from base 1 to 1983 and encodes 660 amino acids. NCBI's taxonomy places the organism in Eukaryota, Viridiplantae, Streptophyta, Magnoliopsida, Fabales, Fabaceae.
AUGGCUUCUGAAAUCCCAAAGUGGAGGGUCCGUACUUCUAUUGCUUCGUCAUAUAUUAUUGAAAUGAAUCGUUUGCUGGGAGAAGACCAUUUUCAACGAAUUGCUAUGACACCAUUCAGGUGGUGUGUGUACCUACGUGAGGAAGUGGACGUAAACUGCGAGUUAUUGAAGGUCAUGGUCUGUAGAUGGGCAGGGCAUGAUGUUAGCUUUAGGUUGAGUCAUCAGUUGGUUCCAUUUACAGUUCUAGAUGUUUUUAUGACCACAGGUUUAGGUAUAGGGGGUUUAGAAAUACCGUUUGAUGAAUGUAUAGAAGGUUUGGUUGGAGAAAUGUUUAACAGAAAGAACACAUCUUUGAAAGACUUGGUUCACGUGUUUAAUGUGAUUGUUUUAGACAACAACACAGACAUUGAUGUUGUUUGUAGAUUGUAUAUAUUUGUCUGUUUGGUUGUCUUUUUCUUUCCUAGGAAGUCUAAGAUAGUUGCUAACAUGCCAUCAAAAGUCUUAGAUGACCUAGAUAGUCUUUGUUUAUAUGAUUGGGCUACCGGUGUACAUAAACACCUUGUUGAUAGUUUGAAUAAAGGCAUGAAAAAAAUAAUGGCUGGACNAACCCACAGUUCACUGAGUCUAAGUGGCAAUGUUGCGGUAUUGCAGGCUUGGGUGGUGGAAAGAUUUUCCUUGGAUGGUUAUCCAAAUCAUAGGGAUUUCCCUCGCAUGUUGCGUUGGUUCCGCUAUAAGGCACGAUCAUAUGAAAAUAUUGAUGAUAUUUUUCGGACUGGAGAAUUUAAGUCGGAGUGGUAUGUUGGCGAGCGUGUGCGUGACUUGCCGGACAUCAAAGCUGCUUUUGAGCUUUUUGAUGGAGGGAUAGGUAUAGCGCAAUUGCCAAAACGAUGUAGAGUUGACGAAGGUGAUGAUGAUAGCUCCGAUGAUGGCACCUUUGAAGCAAACCUUGAGGAGAUAUUGAAGAAGAAUAAUGAAGAAAUGAUGGCGUUGACUUCAAGGCUGGUUUUGUUGAAGAAUGAGGUAUUUAAAAUUCGUGAAAUUCCAAUUGUGAAUGAAGAAGGUGUUGGAGGAGUUGAUGAAGAACCUUUAGGUGAAGAAGGUGUUGGAGGAGUUCAUGAAGAACCUUUAGGUGAAGAAGGUGUUGGAGGAGUUCAUGAAGAACUUUUAGGUGAAGAAGGUGUUGGAGGAGUUCAUGAACAACCUUUAGGUGAAGUUGUUGGAGGAGUUCAUGAAGAACCUUUAGGUGGAGCUUUCAAUGAAGAACUUGUGGUUGAAUUUGAACAAGAAGUUCAAAAGGUUGUUGAAAUUGUUGAAAUUGUUGAAUAUGAACAAUCGGAUGCACCGCAACCAAUGUCAAUCGAACCUCUGCGUGCAGUUGCUGGUGAUCCAAGGCCUAACGUCAAUGCUGACCAACUCUACAUCGCCGUUGGCGUAAGGGAUAGACCGCACAGGAUCGUGUGUGAAAUAAUUGGGCAGACACUGAGCACAACAUUUAUUCAUACCUUAGGUCCUUACAAAUACUUUGAUAACAUGUUGGUGCUAUUUGUAACGACCAUAUUUAUGCACUUUGAGAAAAGGAGGACGGGGGUUGUGAAGAGGAUCCUUUUUAGUUCGUUAUAUGCGGACCUUAUAAUAAAUGAUUAUUUGAAGAAGGACAAAAACCGUCGUGUGUUUACUGCUCAUAAUUACAGCACCUGUUUGCGUGCGGGACACUUUAGCCUUGCAGAUAUUCCAAGAGUUGACUUUCUGUUUCUUCCUUUUUGCCAUNAUUAUCAUUGGUGGUGCUAUGUUGUAAAAAUUAGCACAUUGGAAGUAUAUAUUAUUGAUUCUAUGGCGAAGGGCGUAAGAGACCGUAGAAGGAUUGACAUUGCUGUGGCUGAAAACCUUGACCGAUUUUUUUGCAUGUUGUACAACAGACCACAAGGGAGUAUUGGACCAUUGUCUAUUGUACAACCAAAUAUCCCAUCCCAGCCAAACCUGUAA